UUCUGAAACAUAAUAAUGAUUUGAAACAUGUUAAGUAUAGAUGCCCUUAGAGCCUCUAUGGCGGUUCGAAAACGGGGCAACUAUACUUUUAGCAGAGGAUAGAUGCUCUUUUCAAUAAAAAACAAAGUAAUAAUAUAAUAUAAGCAAAAUAUUUUGAUCCAUUAAGCUUCAGUGUACCCAAAUCAAUUAAUAAAAGACAGGAGUUAUAAGGAGUCAAAAGUUAUUCGAUAACAAAUAUUUCAAAAUAUUAUUUUCAUGCUCUUUGAAUAGCCGCGGAAAGUUUUGGCACUCAUGGACGAAACGCAUGCACUUGGGCUUAUGUUCCCAGAGGCACUGAGGCUUGCGGGGGGAGCGCUUGCUGUUAUGUAGUGGAGUUUUACUUCCACAGUCCUGCUACUAGUAGAAAUUAAAAUGAGCCAUCUAUCCUGGAAUCAUCCUAGUGCGAUUGCGUCUGGGUUGUCGUGCAGUUGGUACUGCGUGAUUUUAAUAGGUACGCUUUGUAGCGACGACAGUGAGAGUUGGGCAGCGGCUCGGUGUGCACACACUCGGGAGCACUGCGAAGUUUGCACGGGAAAUUUGUCGGAGAGCGUUUUCCCCGAAGGGUCCCGCAGGGGCGCGGGGCGGGAGAAGGCUUGAUAUUGACCUAGAUGUUCAUUCAGUGUUCGGUCGAUGGGGGAACUUGACAUCUGCGCGAUCCUUCGUUAUAUGUUUUCCAAUUUAAUGUACAUUUAAAUGUUUUUCUCUAUUUUUUUUCUUGAGCAAUUGAGCAGGAAUUGCUCGUUACCUUGCUAAAUUAUGUCAAUUUUUGAUACUUUUGAACUGAUGAAUUUUAAUAGUGAGUGGAUUUGAUGAGUCUUGAGACGUUUGGAGCCCGAGGGAUCGGAGCUGCAAUGUCUUCAAGCACCUUGGUCCAGCUGGCACUCAAAUAGCGUACGUCAGACGACUUAGCGCGAUGGCGGAUGCCACCGAGGCAUCUCUACCAGACGCGAACAACACAGCUUUGGAUGUUUAUAUACAUUCCGAUACUAGAGAAGAGCCUGGGGAUGUGGAGGUUCCGGCGGUGGAAGCGGAGCCCGCGCGGGGGAACUGGACGGGCCGGUUCGACUUCCUGCUGUCGCUGCUGGGCUACAGCGUCGGGCUCGGCAACGUGUGGCGUUUCCCUUAUCUCUGCUACAACAACGGGGGAGGGGCAUUCCUUAUCCCGUUCACCGUGAUGCUCAUUGUAGCGGGUCUGCCGCUAAUGUUCAUGGAGUUGUCUUUUGGACAGUUCGCCGCCCUGGGACCCGUGGCUGUUUACAACCAAUUUUGUCCGCUCUUCCGUGGCCUUGGCUACGGAAUGGUCAUCGUUUCCUGCAUCGUAAUGCUGUAUUACAACCUCAUAAUAGCCUGGACAAUAUACUACCUGACUGUCUCAUUCACCAGCAUGUUUGGUCAACUGCCGUGGCAGAAUUGUAACGCCGAUUGGAGUACUGAAAAUUGUUAUUCAUAUGAAGAAGCCGAUUUAUGCGAAGCACAAAAUGGAACUUAUUAUCUGAGAAAAUGUUUCAACCUGACUUACACCAUUGAGCAUAAUAUAAGCGCAUUAGCAGACGUGGCCCUGAGGCGGCCACCAGCGGAGGAGUACUUUACGAACAAGGUGCUCGGGCUUUCAACGGGGAUUGAAGAAAUAGGUGAUUUAGGAUGGGAAAUGGCUGCGUGCUUACUUGCUGCUUGGAUUAUCGUUUUCCUUUGCUUGUGCAAGGGUGUGCAGUCAUCCGGAAAGGUGGUGUAUUUCACUGCAUUGUUUCCGUACGUUGUGCUGGUGGUUUUGUUCUUCCGCGGCGUGACAUUGCCAGGCGCUUGGAACGGAAUUAUGUAUUACCUCACACCGGAUUUCAGUCGACUAGCAAACGCUCAAGUGUGGGGUGACGCUGCCGUGCAAAUAUUUUUUGCCCUUAGCCCAGCAUGGGGUGGACUCAUUACUUUGUCUUCGUAUAAUAAAUUCACUAACAACUGUUAUAUUGACUCAUUGAUAGUUGCGGCUUCCAACAUAUUAACAUCAUUUUUCGCCGGUUUGGUAAUUUUCUCCGUGAUUGGGUUCCUUGCACAUGAACUGGAAGUAGAAGUGGACAAAGUUGUUGACCAAGGAGCUGGUCUGGCAUUCAUUGUGUAUCCUGAAGUAGUGACGAGGCUGCCUCUCUCGCCACUUUGGUCAAUCCUCUUCUUCGUAAUGUUGCUGGCCCUUGGACUCGAUUCUCAGUUUGCUCUUAUGGAGACCGUAACAACCGCCAUCUUGGAUAGGUUUCCUAAAUGGAGACAGAUGAAAGUGCGGGUUGUACUGGCAGUCUCUGUUUUCGGCUAUUUGGGCGGACUGAUCUUCACUACUAACAGUGGGAUGUAUUGGCUACAGUUAAUGGAUAAGUACGCGGCCAACUGGUCGGUGCUGAUCAUCGCAAUCGGCGAGUGCAUUCUGAUCUCAUGGGUGUACGGCGCCAACAAGUUCUGUCGCGAUAUCCAGUGCAUGAUCGGACAACAGUCCAGGCUGUGGGUCAUCUUCUGGAGCUCCAUGUGGAGAUGGAUCACUCCUGCUGUUCUGGUGUUCAUCCUCGUGUUCAACUGGAUCGAGUACAAGCCGGCAUCGUAUGGCCACUACAUUUACCCCAAGUGGGCAGACGCCAUCGGCUGGGUGCUGGGCGUGCUGCCCGUGGCGGUCGUCUUGAUCAUGGCCGUCGACAAAAUCUGCAGCGGCCCUGACGACCUCACUAUCAUGGAGAAAUGUCGAGUACUAGCUCGCCCGACUGACGAAUGGGGCCCGCCGGUCAACGUAGGGGUGCGCGCAAUUGCGCCCGAGCCCGAGCUGUCGCCGCCGGCGGUUUUGCUGCUGCACGGCCGCCCCGUGCUGCGUGAGCGCGGUGCUUGACCCCCGCAUGAGCACCCUCUGAUCGCCAUGCGCAAGUUGUCUCAAGAUGGCGGCGAUAAUACAUCCACUACUAGUAGCAUUGAAAAUGAAAUAAAGAAGUCUCGUUCAGGUAUUUUAAAAUCCACAAAAAAAUCUAAUAAGAAAAAAGUGCAGAAUUUCAACAAUGAAAGUGAC
This is a messenger RNA of Cydia pomonella (codling moth), 3073 nucleotides long. It is a transcript of the gene GlyT, whose product is annotated as sodium- and chloride-dependent glycine transporter 1-like. The transcript has 13 exons. The record is from RefSeq and is a predicted model, not a curated record. The coding region runs from base 953 to 2899 and encodes 648 amino acids. Gene Ontology annotation, cellular component: membrane. Gene Ontology annotation, biological process: sodium ion transmembrane transport. Lineage: Eukaryota; Metazoa; Arthropoda; Insecta; Lepidoptera; Tortricidae.